Molecule: messenger RNA, 1074 nt
Organism: Zymoseptoria tritici IPO323
Lineage: Eukaryota; Fungi; Ascomycota; Dothideomycetes; Mycosphaerellales; Mycosphaerellaceae
Exons: 2
Coding region: 1-1074 (357 amino acids)
Molecular function (GO): oxidoreductase activity, acting on the CH-OH group of donors, NAD or NADP as acceptor
Source: RefSeq, a predicted model, not a curated record
AUGCCGGCGCCCACCAUUGCCGACAAGCCCUGGCAUCAACACCUCACCAUCGACCUCUUCGCACAUGUUCUCUCUACCAGCAUCUUCCACCCUUUCGUCGCCUGCCUCAUUCCCGUCUGCUUUCGCUCCAUCCAAGCUCCCUACGACAGUCCUCAGUUCAUCGCUUCCUGCAUAUUCGCAGGCUUGGUCACCUUGAUAUGGAUGCUCAGUGUCGUCAACAAGCGUGUUGCAUAUGGCCUGCCACGGGAAGUUGACUGGACUGAGGAAGUGGUCGUUGUCACAGGCGGCGCGAAUGGACUGGGCAAAGUCAUUGCUGAAACGUAUACCAUGCGAGGAGCGCGAGUAGCGAUCUUGGAUCUCGUGCAGUCGACUGGAGAGACUGGGAGUGAGGGCGAUGUGAGAGUCUACCAGUGCGAUGUGGGCGAUGCGGAGGCGGUGGAGAAAGUUGCGAAGAGGAUAAAGGAUGAUCUUGGACCUCCCACGAUUCUCUUGAACAACGCCGGCAUCGUCAACGGCAAACCACUCUGGGAUCUGACAUCGAAAGACAUCGAGCGCAACUUUUCUGUCAACCUCAUCUCGCAUUUCCACACCAUCCGGACUUUUCUUCCGGGAAUGCUCGCCUCUGAGACAGGUGGAACGAUCGUCACUAUCGCUUCUGUGCUGGGAAAGCUCGGUGCAGCCAACCUCUCCGACUACUGCGCCGCGAAAGCCGGACAAAUCGCCAUGCACACUUGCUUACGAUCCGAAUUGUCCUCCGAUUCUGCACCGCCCGGCGCAGAGAAAGUGCGGACAAUACUCGUCACGCCAGGACAACUAUCGACCCAACUAUUCGCAGCGCUGGAGACGCCGUCGAACUUCUUCGGGCCGGUGGUCGAGCCGGUCGAGUUGGCGAGUGCGAUUGUGAGGAUGAUCGAUGCUGGAGAGAGCGGAGAGAUCAGUAUGCCAUUCUAUGCGAGGUGGAUCGAGUGGAACUUUGUCCUGCCAGCUGCCGUGCAGAGAAUGUUGAGGCUUGUCAGCGGCAUUGAUCGGGCGAUGGGCUUGGCCAAGGAUGAUUCGAAGAAGAAGAGCACAUAG